Linderina pennispora is the source of this 1440-nucleotide messenger RNA. RefSeq names its product pyruvate dehydrogenase. The record is from RefSeq and is a predicted model, not a curated record. NCBI's taxonomy places the organism in Eukaryota, Fungi, Kickxellomycota, Kickxellomycetes, Kickxellales, Kickxellaceae. Gene Ontology annotation, cellular component: pyruvate dehydrogenase complex. The transcript has a single exon. Bases 1 to 1440 code for a protein of 479 amino acids. Gene Ontology annotation, molecular function: dihydrolipoyllysine-residue acetyltransferase activity. Gene Ontology annotation, biological process: pyruvate decarboxylation to acetyl-CoA.
AUGCAUCUGUCCGCCUGUAGUGCUGUCAGCUCGGCCGCUGCCCUGCGCAUCAGCAAGAUCGCGUCUCCUGCCAGCGGCAUCGCUCGCCAGUACAGCUCCAAGAGCUACCCCGACCACCAGCUGGUCGGCAUGCCCGCGCUGUCCCCGACCAUGACACAGGGUAACGUUGGCCAGUGGCAGAAGGCCGUCGGCGACCGUGUCGAGCCUGGAGAUGUGCUUGUUGAGAUCGAGACCGACAAGGCCCAGAUGGACUUUGAGUUCCAGGAGGAGGGCUACCUGGCCAAGAUCCUGGCCGAGACCGGCACCAAGGACCUGGCCAUUGAUUCGCCGCUGGCCAUCAUCGUCGAGAACGCCGAGGACGUCGCUGCCUUUGCCGAUUUCUCGCUGUCGGAGGCCAAGGUCGAGACCCGCGCCGAGGAGGCCGCUGGUGCCGCCCCGGCCGCUGCUGCUGCCCCCGCUGCUGCUCCCGCCGCUGCUGCCCCGGCUGCUGCCGCAUCCACAUCGACUGCUGCCUCGGGCGAGCGCAUCUUCGCCAGCCCUCUGGCCAAGACCCUGGCCAAGGAGAAGGGCAUCGAUCUUGCUCAGGUCAAGGGCUCCGGCCCGCGCGGCCGCAUUGUCAAGGCCGACAUUGAGAACUUCAAGGCGCCCGAGGUCGCCGCCCCGGCUGCCGCUGCUGCCGCCCCUGCCAAGGCUGCUGCUGCUGCUCCGGCCGCUGCUGCUCCGGCUGCCGCUGCCCCGGCCGCCGCUGGCUACACAGACAUUCCUCUGACCAACAUGCGCAAGGUCAUUGCCGCGCGCCUGGGCGAGUCCAAGGCGACGAUCCCGCACUACUACCUGCAGCAGUCGAUCACCAUGGACAACGUGAACAAGCUGCGCAAGUCGCUGAACACGGCGGCCAACGGCGCCUACAAGCUCUCGGUCAACGACUUUGUGAUCAAGGCGGCGGCGGCAGCGCUCCGCGAUGUGCCCGAGGUCAACAGCUCGUGGCAGGGAGAGUUCAUCCGCCAGCACCACCACGCCGACAUUGCCGUUGCCGCGGCCACCCCCGCCGGUCUGAUCACCCCGAUUGUCAAGGCCGUCGACGCCAAGGGCCUGAAGACCAUCUCGGCCGAUGUCAAGGACCUGGUGUCCCGCGCCCGCGCCAACAAGCUGAUGCCCGAGGAGUUCCAGGGCGGCAGCUUCACUAUCUCCAACCUGGGCAUGUACGGCAUCACCUCGUUCUCGGCCAUCAUUAACCCGCCCCACGCUGCCAUCCUCAGCGUCGGCUCCACCGAGCAGCGCCUGGUCCUGGAUGAGUCGUCCGAGAAGGGCUUCAAGACCGCCGAGGUCAUGUCCGUCCAGCUCUCGGCUGACCACCGGGUCGUCGACGGCGCCACCGGUGCCCUGUUCCUGAAGGCCUUCAAGGGAUACCUCGAGAACCCCCUGACUCUCAUUCUCUAA